GCGAAAGUUUCCUCGUCCUCUCCAAAUCCCGCACCAUGGCCAGCCGCUCUCCCUCGCUGCUCGUGCAGGUCUCCCUUGCGGACCUGCCCUGGGAGAGGGUUCAGAAGAAGCUGGAGAUCUACUUCCAGUCCCAGAAGAAAUCCAGGGGCGACGAAUGCGAAGUGCGGCCGGUGGAUCGUGAACGGGGCAUUUAUUCGGUUCAUUUCCGGUCGGAGGAAGUGAAGAACCGAGUGAAGGUACAUAAAGACCAUUCUAUAGAGAUUGGCAACAGAAUUCUGAAAAUACAGAUCCUGCCAGAUUCUGGCAUGACGACGAUGGAUUCCGCAGAACGAUCAUUGACAAACAGCUUGAUAAGCCCCUCUGCAAACUCACUUCCUGCUUCAAGUGCUCUCCAACUUCAAAGUGAUUUAGAAAGGAGGUUUGAUGGAAAAUAUGCAGGUGAUCGUGACAGCAUUGCCGGAAAGAUAUUUCUCAGCGUCUCUGCCACUUUGAAUACUGACUUGUUCACAGAGCAGGAGAGGAGAGAUGUGAUUGAUCUGUGCCCCACUUUAAGAGUAGACGGCAUUUCAAGCCAUCAUGGCAUUGAAAAGGUGUCAGGAGGUUAUGGCGAUAUUGAAAAGUUACACCACCUUUUUGAGAAACGCCUUGGAUCUUCCCAUCGCCACGCCAAUGAAUUUCUGCAUCCUAAAAUACAGAAUGGUUUGGAAGAAAUGGACAUGGGAAGCCAGAAAGACAGAAACAAGAGUGAUUCAGAAGAUGUUUGUUGUGAAUUGGAAGUUCCUUCAGGUAUCUUUGAAUACUUUAGCCAGGCCUUCAAAGAAACAGUUGAAGAACUGGAGCAGAAAUUUAAUGUCAAGAUAACUAGUAAUGAACAUGAAAAUGGAUUGACCUCUGUACGCUUUAAUUCUGCUGGAAGUCUUAACUUGAUUGAGAAAGCUCAGCAGGAUUUUGUCACAGCUUUUCAGAAAGUAGCAGCAGAUGUGAAACAGGAAAGGAUUCCUUUCACCAACCAUCAGCAGUUUGAUAAAGCACAGGAAAUGCUAAGCACCAAAUAUAAAAGUAUUCUUGUUAAAACGGACCAGAACGAAUUAAUUCUCCGUGGCCCGGCAAAGGAGAUUUCAGCUGCUAAAAGAGAAAUAGAGGCAAGUUAUUUGGAUAAGGUACCUGAAUCUCCUCCUCCUAUGAAGAGUGACAUUGAAGUUGAUGCUGAUAUAUUUGAACUCAUGGAACCCAAAUUGUCUAAAGAAAUUGAAGCUAUAAAACAAAAGUAUGAUACCACCAUGGAGAGAAAAAAGUGUCUCAGGAGCCAGAAAGCAAUCAUCCGUUUUAUGCCUAAGAAGCAUGGGAAAUCAGAUCAGUCUUCAAAAGCUUAUGGACACUUCCACUAUGUUUAUCAAAACACUUUAAAACAGACUACAAGAAAAGAAAUCCCCUUGAAACUUUCAGAGAAUCAGCAAAGGAAACUGGAUGCAUUCCUUUCACAAUUGCAAGCUGAAAAUACUAGAGUAUUCCUGGAAAAAAAGGGAAAUAAACUGUUUAUAGAAGGGCCUCUAGAGCAUGUGUGUUAUGCCGAAAAGCACAUCAUGAAGUUUCUGAACACUGACAUGAAUCCAGAUCACGGGAAUCUACCCAUUCCUGGUUCUAGCCCUAGAGCCACUUCAGGGGCAUACUUUGAGCCAAACAGUGCCCACAACAUGCGCCCGGUUUCUAGGGAACAAGCAGGUUCACAAGCAGUGGGAGCCAAACAAGAGGAAGAGUGCUCCAUCUGCAUGGAUUUAAUCGACCAGAAAGAAGUGUUGCCCAAAUGCAAGCAUGCGUUUUGUAAGACCUGCAUUACUGAGGCAAUGAAAUACAAGCCCACCUGCCCUGUGUGUAAUAUGUUCUAUGGAAAAAUGGAAGGAAACCAGCCACCUGGGACAAUGCAAGUUAACAAACUUCGAACGUCACUUCCUGGUUAUGAACAAUAUGGUACUAUUGAAAUUGCCUAUCACAUACUUGAUGGCAUCCAAACUACAAGCCAUCCAAAUCCAGGAAGAGGAUUCCGGGGAGCAUAUCGGACUGCAUAUUUACCAAACAACAAAGAAGGAAAUGAAAUCUUGUGUCUGCUUCAACGGGCUUUUGAACAAAAAUUGAUUUUCACAGUGGGACAGUCACGUACAACUGGUUUAUGUGAUGUUGUUACCUGGAAUGAUAUACACCACAAAACUGGAAAGCAUGGCGGCCCAGAGAGUUUUGGCUACCCUGAUCCUUCCUAUCUGAAACGUGUUCGAGAAGAACUGAAGGCAAAAGGAAUUGUAUGAGUGUUUUUGUCCAGAAAUUGCAUCUGUCUAAAUACACAAUUUAAUUCACCAUAUUGUUGAAGUUAAUGAAAGAGUUUAACACUUGCUUUUGAAGAAUUGCUGCUUACCCAGUGCAAAAUUCUGAAUUGCAGUAUUUGUUGAUUAACAAUUAUGUUUUGGGCUGUGAAAUUAUACCAAAAUCUUUGUAUGCAAUACUAACUAUAAAGCUGUGGUCCUGUGCACAUUAUGUAGAACCAAGACACAUUGAUUUCAGCUGAUUUCUUUUUGAAUUCUGUUGAAAUCAAUGGGCCUUGGUUCUAAGUAGGCUCAUAUAUGAUCAGGUUAUAUUCUUUCAUUUGAUUAUUACUUGGAAAAUAUGGAGAUGGAAUAAAAGUUAUUUAUCAGAAA
Elgaria multicarinata webbii is the source of this 2687-nucleotide messenger RNA. It is a transcript of the gene DTX3L, whose product is annotated as deltex E3 ubiquitin ligase 3L. Gene Ontology annotation, cellular component: nucleoplasm. The transcript has 5 exons. Gene Ontology annotation, molecular function: ubiquitin protein ligase activity. NCBI's taxonomy places the organism in Eukaryota, Metazoa, Chordata, Lepidosauria, Squamata, Anguidae. The coding region runs from base 36 to 2300 and encodes 754 amino acids. Gene Ontology annotation, biological process: Notch signaling pathway; protein ubiquitination. The record is from RefSeq and is a predicted model, not a curated record.